AUGGCAUCAUCCGUCGCCCAAAAGCGAUUAUUCCACGAAUAUAAGCUCCUCUCAACCUCUCCUCCCGAUGGAAUCACAGCCGGUCCUAUAACUGAAGAUGACAUGUUCCUUUGGGAGGCUUUAAUACAAGGUCCAGAAGGGACACCGUUUGAAGGAGGGGUGUUCGCGGCUGAGUUGAAGUUCCCGAAGGACUACCCUCUCAGUCCGCCGUCCAUGCGAUUUUUAGGGAAUAUGUGGCACCCAAAUAUAUUUGAAAACGGAAACGUUUGUAUUUCUAUCUUACACCCACCGGGCGACGACCCAAACCACUACGAGCACGCAUCUGAGCGGUGGAGUCCGAUCCAGAGUGUCGAGAAGAUUCUUAUAAGUGUUAUGAGCAUGUUGGCUGAACCCAAUGACGAAAGCCCGGCGAACGUAGAGGCUGCCAAAAUGUGGCGAGAAAGAAGAUCCGAUUAUGAAGCAAGGGUGAGGGAAGAGGUUAGGAAGGAACUAGGACUGUGA
Messenger RNA from Trichophyton rubrum CBS 118892, 501 nucleotides. RefSeq lists its product as uncharacterized. The coding region runs from base 1 to 501 and encodes 166 amino acids. The record is from RefSeq and is a predicted model, not a curated record. The transcript is spliced from 2 exons. Lineage: Eukaryota; Fungi; Ascomycota; Eurotiomycetes; Onygenales; Arthrodermataceae. Gene Ontology annotation, cellular component: cytosol; endoplasmic reticulum.